AUGUCCGGCGUCUCACUACAGCAAAUUCUUGACCAGCUCAAGGCAGGUCCUGUAACAAAGAACAAAUAUGCAAUCACUGGCCUAGCCCUCGCUGGCGGUAUCCCAUUGCUCUCCUAUGCAAUCUCCAGCUAUCGCGGCUGGCGGGCGCUGGGGAGGGGCGGUCUUCCACCUAACAUCUUCGGCUGGCUGAUCAACGUGGCCUUGCGCCCACUCUCGCGGUCCGACACGCGCGCCCCGGCUCCCUACACGCUGGAGUCCCUGGAGGCAGUAUGGGGCCCGGCGGGUCGGCAGUCUUUCUUCGAGGGAAAGCUGCCGCCGGCUCGGUCUGGCGCCCGGCCCGAGGUGCCCACGUACGUUGCGCCGCAGCGCCAGACGACCGAGCAGGGGGCCCCGGCGAUGCUCGAGCGCAUGGAGCGGUACCUGGCGGCGCUGACGGCGGCGAACCCGAGCCUGUUCCAGUCGCGGCCGUCGAGGCUCGAGGGCCCGUACCACGAUGCCGUGUGGCUGGCGGACGGCGUGGCAGUCCCGGCGUUCCUGAAAGGCACCAAGGGCGAGAUCAUGCACCCGCACGACGAUGGCAGCACGCAUGCUGUGCUUAGCCUCUGGGAUGCCUCGCGGGCCAUCGAGCUCGGGUGGGCGGAGCGGCAUAAGCUCAGUGGCGCGGUCGGUGGUGCCAUUCCCUGGGGAUACGUCUUCAUCUACGCACCGAGGAACGAGGACGAGUUUGACUCGUGGAAAAGCUUUAUCCUGGCGGCGGCGCGAUUCAACGCGGCGUCUGUUGGUAGUACCUCUGUUCAGGCGCCGGACUUGUAG
Messenger RNA from Neoarthrinium moseri, 813 nucleotides. RefSeq lists its product as uncharacterized. The coding region runs from base 1 to 813 and encodes 270 amino acids. The transcript has a single exon. The record is from RefSeq and is a predicted model, not a curated record. Lineage: Eukaryota; Fungi; Ascomycota; Sordariomycetes; Amphisphaeriales; Apiosporaceae.